AUGGCUUCUGGUACUUCUGUAGACAAAAACUCAAGUCGAAAAAGAAAGCUUGAAGAUGAACAUAGAAAAUUUCAAGAAAUAUGGACAGAUAAAUAUUUCUUUGUGGAAAACAGUGAAAAAAAACUCAUUUGCUUGAUAUGUCAGAAUAGUGUGGCCGUUUGUAAGGAAUACAAUUUGCAAAGGCAUUAUCUGACAAAGCACAAGCCUUAUGAAAAAUUUGUUGGUGAACUAAGAAAGCAGAAAAUUAAAUCACUAAUGCAAGGUUUUCAUGUGCAGAAAAAUAUGUUUAUUCAGAAAAAUAAAGAGGCACAGGACGUAACAGAAGUGAGUUAUGAAAUUGCAAACCUGAUUGCUAAACAUUCCAAGGCAUUUUCAGAGGGGGAUUUCAUUAAAAAGUGUAUUCUACUUGCUGCUCAAAAACUUUCUCCAGAUGUUUUGAAAAAGUUUGAGAAUAUCAGUUUGAAUCGUAUGACAGUGCAACGUCGUAUUGUUGAUUUGUCGGGUGAUAUAGUAGACCAGUUGAAGGAGAAAAGUAAACAAUUUGUGUACUUCUCCCUAGCCACUGAUGAAUCUACUGAUGUUACAUCUACGGCUCAGCUACUUGUAUUUGUACGUGGUGUGACAGAGGACUUUUCUAUUCAUGAGGAACUCGUAGGGCUCAGUUCAUUGAAGUGGCAGACAACUGGUAGUGAUUUACUUAAUGAACGUUUAGAACAAAUUUCAGUAAUUGAGUUAGAUUUGGACAAGUUAGUAGGAAUAUCAACUGAUGGGGCUCCUGCAAUGAUAGGCAAGCAGAAUGGAUUGGUGCAGCUAUUGAUUAAACACCUUGGAGAGCGAAAAUAUGAACUGAAACAAUUUCAUUGCAUAAUACAUCAACAAAAUUUGUGUGGAAAAGAACUGGACUUUGAUCAUGUAAUGAAAGUUGUAGUUUCUACAGUCAAUUUUAUCAAGUCACGCUCAGCUUUGCAUCACCGGCAAUUCAAGCAAUUUCUUGAUGAAAUUGAAGCAGAAUAUGGCGAUUUAGUGUUUUUCAAUCAAUUACAGAUAGUUAAAGGAGAGUUAGGACACUUCCCAAAUUACAAACUUGUGUGA
Molecule: messenger RNA, 1092 nt
Organism: Macrobrachium nipponense
Lineage: Eukaryota; Metazoa; Arthropoda; Malacostraca; Decapoda; Palaemonidae
Product: general transcription factor II-I repeat domain-containing protein 2A-like
Exons: 2
Coding region: 1-1092 (363 amino acids)
Source: RefSeq, a predicted model, not a curated record